Molecule: messenger RNA, 1778 nt
Organism: Strongylocentrotus purpuratus (purple sea urchin)
Lineage: Eukaryota; Metazoa; Echinodermata; Echinoidea; Camarodonta; Strongylocentrotidae
Product: VID27-like protein
Exons: 8
Coding region: 237-1079 (280 amino acids)
Source: RefSeq, a predicted model, not a curated record
CACCGGUACACAGCCGCCUGAAUGAAAUCAAUAGGGCGUUGCUAUGGCGCGCUACCAAGCCUAUUGUUUACGUAGCAUACACGCGCGGUCAGCACAGCAAUAACACAGCGAUGUAGCUAGCAGCAUUGCACAGGACACGCACACAGUACACAGAAGAACAUAUUCUAUCGCAAAAAAACUACAAAUUGGAGGAGAUAUAUACUACUUUUUGAUACUUCGGAACUGUAACUAUAAAUAUGGCCGAUCAAGAGCAAGAAGAGGUUAGCCAGCAACAAGAGGGUGAAGAGCAACAAGAACAAGAGGAAGAAGUAAAGGAGGAAGAAAAGGAAGAAGGAAAGGAAGGAGAAAAGGAAGAAGAAAAGGAAGAAAAAGAGGAAAAUACAGAGGAAGGAAGUGAUAAAGAAAGCCCAAGAGCUAAAAGAAACAAAGCUUUCAUUGCUGCAGAAUUCAACAGAGUCAGAGAGAGUUUAGAUGUCGAAAAAACAAGAAUAACAAAGCCUGAAUACAAAGAAUAUUCCCCUUUUAUCUGGACUAGCCUAGAACCAUACCAUAAUACAUAUACUGUCAACUAUCUACUAGAUUAUCCUGAACAUGUCCGUCAUGGUUACAUCACGAGGAAGACGGCCAUUGGAAUCGUGGAUCCUGAAGUAUCACAUAGCAUGGACACAUCAUUAGACGAAGUUCCAAAGUCUUCACCCAGAUCGCCAAGGGAGGAGUAUAUGGUACCAAAGAUCAACCGAGGAGAGAAGGCAAAGGCUGCCAAGGGAAGCACCAGAUUACCUCAUUGGCCGGUCGUCAAGUAUAACAGACCUUCCAUGGCUAAUGAGAAGCAGCUCAAUUGGGGUGAUGUGCCAAAAUUAAGAGAGGACCUGCACACAAAGUACAGCAGCAACGCCCAGGACAGACUCAAAUACGAUUCUAAGCGGACCAAGCACGACUGGUAUCGUAUGGACUUAGCUCAGCUCAAGGACAUCAACGAAGUCAGCCGAAGCCACAUGAAAGUCACCUGCCACGCCUACCUAGGAACCUCAGCGGGUGCCAAGAAAGCCAUCACCUCAUUGGCUAAAGUCUUAGAAUGAUACCUUGAUCGGCCAAUCACACUCGUUGUUAUAUACAAACUCUUUUAAAUCCUGUAAAUAGCUGGCAUAUUUUAUUAAAGGAUUGUAUAUUGAUGUCUCUUCCAAUCAGCUGACCUCCAAGGUGUCUUCAUUUGUCGGAUCUUCUCAUUGGCUGGUGGGUUUCUGACCGACAGAAAUGCACCAAUGAAUAUCACUGUCAUGUAUUGAAAACGAUUGUUUUGUAUUCUUCAGCAAUACAAGGAAGAGAUUGAGGGUAUUGAUGAGACUGAUGCUUUUUAUAGAUGCAAGAAUCAUGUUCACCUAUGCAAAUGUUUCAUUCUACUUGUAUCAUUAUGUAGAGACUAUGCAACUUUUCUCUAUGAGUAGAACAAGAGUUGUAUGGGUAUUCUGUGUUGUCUUCAAUAAGCUAUAAUGUUAUGUUUUCAUUCUCUUUUGUCAUGAAAUUAAGGUAGGUAAGCUAUCUUCAGGGUGAUACAAUCAUCGGGUUGAUUUGUCCAAUGCUUCCAUAAGACAUGGGGUAUACCAUGGAUUAGUCAGGUAACUCCUGGCUGGAAUGCUCCCCAGGGAGUGGAGAUUCUGCACACAUUUUGUGCGGGCAUUGUAUUGAAUCCAAUGACCGGGGUAAUAAUAUAUCUUUAAAGCAGACAUCAAAGAUGUAUUAAGCGCUAUAUAAAAGCAGAAUUAUUAUUAAAAUGGGAU